Messenger RNA from Zonotrichia albicollis (white-throated sparrow), 1273 nucleotides. The record is from RefSeq and is a predicted model, not a curated record. Lineage: Eukaryota; Metazoa; Chordata; Aves; Passeriformes; Passerellidae.
GUGCAGAGCAGAGGGUGGCUGUCCCCUGUGUCCCCUGUGUCCUUCCCAGCCUGUCCUUGCUGUGCCCCGGGGGUGUGGGCAGGCUGGGAUGGCAGAGCUGCCCCACAGUUGAGCACUCCCAGUGCCCUCCAAACUCCAGGGAUCCAUCUGGAGGCUCCCUGUCCUUUGACAUCCAGGUAGAUCCAGGGCUUUGCCACAUUCUGGGACCAGCUCAAAAUCCAUCCAUGGAGUCACAUCUGUCUCAUUCCCCCUUGCCACUGAGCCCUGAGGGGCAGGAAAACACCUUCAAGGGGCUUCUCCCCCAAAUAUUUUUAUGGGAUUCCUGAGAGAUUUCAGGUCAGGGCCUUCUUCUCCAGCCUGUCCAGACCCUCUAGGUGCUCACACAGCCCAGAAUCAGAAAUUGGCCCAGAGAAGCAGCUUGGAGCCUCAAAGUGUCCCUCCUGUCCCCGUUCCCUUCAGGGAGAUUGUGCUGGCUUCUCACCUGAAGCCUCUGGAGAAGAAGGACAGGCUGGGACAGAGGAGGAACGUGCUGUGGAAUCCCUGUGCAGCCCCAGCUCGGACAGCACCUGCCCAUGCUGUGGACAUCCCACAGGAGCUGAUCCAGCUGCCCAGCACCGCUGCGGAAUUUCACCGCGAUUGGCGCCGGUGCCUGAAAAGUGGGACAGACAAAUAUCAGUUUUUGCUGGAGCUUGGAGGGGAGGCUUUGGGCAGGAUCUUCCAGGCUGAUGUGGGCUUUGGCCUCCUGGGGGAGUUCCUGACAGUGCUGGCAGAGAACAUCCAUGCUGGGGACAGAGCUGCCAUCCUUCAGAUCCUGCAGAGCCUGGCGGGCACCGGGCGCUUCGGGCUCAACGUGGCUCUGCUGAGCCAGGCAGAGAAGCAGAGCAGCCAGGAUUUGUUCAGGAAGCUGCAGAGCAGGGAUGGGCAGGCUGCUGGCCAGGGGGAAGCCCAACCCAUGGAAACCCACCUGGAAAAGGAAACUGAGGAGGAGAGGACAGUGGUGGAGCUGAUGAAGUGUUACCAAGUCAGCUGAGGAACACCAGGAUUGAGCAGAAACCUCAAAGAUGACGUUGGCAUCACUUGUUGUUGUUCACAAUAAAGUUUAGCUCCCAGGCUGUGGUGCUGUGAUCUCUGAGCAGGGUGUCCUCACAGAUGGGUAUGGGUAUGGAGAAAACCAAGGGAAAGAAAACAGGAUGGUAGUUUUGAAGGAGAAACCCAAACCCAGAUUGUGACAGUGUUCACAGGGGAUUUUGUUUGAGGGAAGAGAUGAGGAUCU